AUGUCAUCCAUUUAUUCUGAUGUACCAAUUUUUGAUGAAUUAGAUGAUCUUUAUAAUACAUAUUGUUCAAAUGUAUUUAUGAAAAAUACACCAGUUUUAGAUUGUAUUAAAAAAUAUUUAAAUAUAACUGUUGAUAAUAAUUCUUUUAUAACUAUUCCUAUUCAAGAUAUUGAUGAUGACAUACCAAAUAAAAAAAAAAUUUUUAAUGAUAAGAGAAAGUGA
This is a messenger RNA of Strongyloides ratti, 222 nucleotides long. RefSeq lists its product as hypothetical. Lineage: Eukaryota; Metazoa; Nematoda; Chromadorea; Rhabditida; Strongyloididae. The transcript has 2 exons. The record is from RefSeq and is a predicted model, not a curated record. Bases 1 to 222 code for a protein of 73 amino acids.